Molecule: messenger RNA, 1203 nt
Organism: Wickerhamiella sorbophila
Lineage: Eukaryota; Fungi; Ascomycota; Dipodascomycetes; Dipodascales; Trichomonascaceae
Product: 26S proteasome regulatory subunit RPN7
Exons: 1
Coding region: 1-1203 (400 amino acids)
Biological process (GO): proteasome-mediated ubiquitin-dependent protein catabolic process
Cellular component (GO): proteasome regulatory particle
Source: RefSeq, a predicted model, not a curated record
AUGGCCAAAGACGACGCCUCCGCUGCCAUGCCGGCUGUGCCUAAUUUGGAGUUGGCGAACCACAUCUUUGUUUUGCGAAAUGCCCGCCUGAAGGAUAUGCACGAAGCGUCGCGCAAGGCGCUCAUGGACUCUAUCAAGAGCGAGAGCCAAGCGCCACUGCUCAAGUACCUCAAGGACGAGCAGUUGGUGGACUGGGACGAGAAGCUCUACAGCCAGCUUGCGGCAGUGAACGAGGAGCGGGUUGCAGAGCUGGAAAAGAAAAUUGCCGACGCCAAAGAGUCCGAAGACGAGCUGGCGAUUAUUGAGAGCACUCUGGCUCUUGGUAUGUACUAUACGGGAAUCUGCGAUCGCGAAAAGGCUAUUUCGACGUUGCGAGAGACGUUCUCUUUGACCGCAGCUGCAGGAUCCAAGAUUGAUAUCCACCUCACGAUCAUUCGCAUCAACCUUUUUUUCAACGACAAGGCAGCCACCGCAAAGGAAUUGGAGGCUGCCCAGGUUGAAAUCGAAAAGGGCGGUGACUGGGAGCGCAAAAACAGGUAUAAAACUUACAAAGGCGUCUACCUCAUGUCUAUUCGUCAGUUCACGGAAGCUGCAGACCUUCUUAUCGACAGUUUCGCCACAUUCACCUCUACCGAGUUGACUAGCUACGAAAACGUUGUGUGCUGGGGCAUAGUCUGCGGAGCGCUGGCGCUAUCGCGUGUUGAUUUGAAAAAGCGCAUUGUCGAUUCUCCGGAGAUCCUGUCGUUGGCCCCCACCACUCCACAGCUCGAGCCGUUGACCAUGUUGACGAACUCACUUUACACCGGUGAGUACGCAACAUUUUUGGAGGCUCUGGCAAAGGUAGAGACGCAAAUCAUGCACCCUUCCAUGUAUCUUGCUCCGCACGCUGGCUAUUUUGUCCGAGAGAUGCGUUGCAAGGCCUAUGCGCAGCUUUUGGAGUCGUACCUCACUCUGAAUAUCAAAAGCAUGGCCAAUACCUUUGGCGUCAGCGUUGAUUUCCUGGACGCCGAUCUUUCGCGGCUGGUUCCGCAGAAAAAACUCAAUUGUGUGGUCGACAAGGUCCACGGCGUGAUUAUCACCAACCGUCCUGAUUCGAAAAAUGCUCAGUACCAGCAGCUCAUCAAGCAAGGCGAUGCACUGCUCACCAAGCUCCAAAAAUAUGGUGCUGCGGUCCGCCUUUAUGGUGCUGAUCAGCAGUAUUAA